AUGGCUCUCUUUGAUUUCAAGUCAGACAAGCACUUCGUUGCUUCCUCCGACAAAACUAUCCUCAAAGUCUACGCGCUGACCAACCCCACCAUCCAUCCUUCCCACAUCAGAAAGACCCACUGGAGGGAAGUCGCCACCAUCGCUCCUGCUCCUGAUCGCGAUGGUGGCGACGCCGCCCACGAAGACGAGGAGGAGGAGGAGGAGGAGGAGAAGUCUUACCGCGGGCUGAUGUUCUUUGAUGGUCACGGGAAGAUCGAGGGACAGGAGGCGUUGACCAAGCUAGCCCAACACCUCACCCGCCUGCAAUUGAGGGUGAGCCCCCAGGGGCACAGUUUUCAAGACGCUGUCGAGUUGGGAGAACACAAAGACUUUGGAAUUCACUAUCUCCGACUGAACGAUCUUUUCAACUGGCCGGAUCACGGGGUCGACAUGGCGGGCGUUAGCGUGUGGCAACGCCUCAUGCUGAAGUACACCGUACCGAAACGGGAGAAGCGGGCGGCGGCGAGCGGAGGGGUGAGCAAGGAGAAGUACGAGGAUUUGAAGAAGACGGUGAACAAGAAGGACGAGGAGUUGAGAAAGCUGAGGGCGGAGGUGGAGGAACAAGAGAAGGAGAUACAGAGGUUGAAUGAUGAGAGGGACGAUGCAACCGAACAGCAGGAGACGGAGCUACGAGAGCUGGAGAAGGAAAAAGACGAGGAGAUCGGGGAGCUGAUGAAGAGGAAAGACGACGAGUUACGAAUGCUGAAAAAGAGGAAGGACAGAGAGAUACAAACGUUGAAGGAUGAUAGUGCACAGCACGCGGAGGAGCUGCGAAAGUUGGAGCAGAAGAAGGACGAGGAGCUGAGAGUGAUGAUGAAGAGGAAAGACGACGAGUUGCAAAUCGUGCAAAAGAGGAACGACGAGGAGUCGAAGCAAAAGAACGACGAAUUGAAGACACUGAAAAGAGAAAAGGAGGAAGGAGCAAAGCUGAGCAAAGAGAAGGAUGAGGAGGUAAAAACAUUGAGGGAAGAAGUGGUGAAUUUGAGAAAGGAAAACAAAGCUGCUGCAUCUGCAACUGCUGCUGUGAAAGGGAAAAUACUGGUGAAUAGUGAUGAAUGGCACAAGUUGAAGAAUGAUAACGAAGCACUGCGAAAGUCGAUGAACGAGAAGGAUGUCGAGCCAGGAAGGCUAAGGAAAGAGAAGGAAGAACUGGUGAUGGCAAAUGCGGCCGAAACGCGCAAACUAAGGGACCAAGUGGCUCAACUUCAAGAGCAGGAGCAACGUCGCAACCAACCAUGGGCAUGGACGAUACGGUUCCUCGGCGAGUACGUAUUACGCACAAGACGGCCGGUGCCACAGGAUACUUGGCGCAGCGUCAAAAUCGAGACGCCGCCUGACUGUCAUUACGCUUAUGAUCCAAGUACCAACGAGAGCGUCUCGCCAUUUCCGAUGGCAAAUUGGUUAGUGGUGGAUGAAGAACACAACGACUGGCCGCUUCCUCCUAAGAUCGGCGUGCGCUGUGUGCCUGACCAAUUCGACAAAGAUAACUGGUGGUUCGUGAAGGCGGCCCAUCCAGAUGGCCGCUUGGCGAUGAUGGCUUAUUAUGACGGCGGCCGGAGUUCUUAUACAACCCCGAACUAUCGGUUCCCUGUCCGACUUCCCUUUCCGAGGAACUGCAAAUUUUACACAACUACACAGUUCUUCCUGAUUGGGCUGAACGGCGCCAACAAGCUUGCUUUCUCGUACCGGGACUAG
Molecule: messenger RNA, 1734 nt
Organism: Linum tenue
Lineage: Eukaryota; Viridiplantae; Streptophyta; Magnoliopsida; Malpighiales; Linaceae
Source: the annotation of a GenBank genome assembly